Molecule: messenger RNA, 4799 nt
Organism: Neltuma alba
Lineage: Eukaryota; Viridiplantae; Streptophyta; Magnoliopsida; Fabales; Fabaceae
Product: histidine kinase 3
Exons: 10
Coding region: 750-3842 (1030 amino acids)
Biological process (GO): phosphorylation; phosphorelay signal transduction system
Cellular component (GO): nucleus
Molecular function (GO): phosphorelay sensor kinase activity
Source: RefSeq, a predicted model, not a curated record
UAGUUCUACCCAAACUUCUCUCGUAGACUCACUUCCUCUUUACAUGUCCGUGAAUUGGUUGCUUUUAGCUUCAUUUUCCCUCACAUCAGCUAUCACACGGUGCUCUUUGAUCUUUCUAGUGCUACUUUGCGUAAAUCCUUACUGGGUUGCUUACCGGUGGUUCAGUAAAACCUUCAGCAAUCGGGAGCUUCUGUUGGGUUUAGGAAUUUGAGGAAGCUAGAUUUCUCUCGUUUUGUGAUGAUAAUUUCAGAUUUGAUUACUACGAUAGAAUCUUUAUGGGUAACUUCUGGCCUCUUUUUUCUGUUCUGCGUCUUGGUUGGUAGCUGACAGGAUAACAUCAAUUUCUGUUUAGAAUUAGAAACUCAGAAUCUUGGGCGAUUCUUUGAUUCUUUAAGGGCUAUUUGAGUUUCUUAUCUGCCUCAAAUUUCUGUAUUCCCUUUGCAUUCUCAAUUUGAGUCUAUUCCGGUGGAUAAGACAGCAUCUUUUUAAAGCACAUCUUUGUUUCCCCUUUGAAACCCACUUGUUUUCUGGGAUUGAGAGGUGCUUAGCGUUGUUCUUGCCCAAUUUUCCUGUUUCGAUAUCCACCUCUCGCAGUCACUGGUCGAGAAUUCUGUUUACUAGCUUUAAACGGGCUAGAUUCUCUGGAUUUGACAGUGGUUCUCUCGCUAGACUACCUGGAAUUAGCUCGAAGUCGUAUCCAGUGCCUCCUGGAACUGUUUCUUGUUACCUUGUGUUGGUUACUGUUGUGGAUGAGUUUGCUCUAUGUAGUUGGAUUUGGCCUAAAGUUGGGGCAUCUACUUUUGGCGCUGUGUUGCUGGAUUGUAUCAAUCAUAUACAUGAACUGGUUCAACAACGGAGGAAUUAUGGAAACCGAGGUUGGUUUUCUUGGUGGCGGCGGCAAGAUGUGGCUCAAGUGGUGGGAUAAGAUCUCAGGCAAUAGUCGUAAAAUUCAUCAACACUACUACCAGUGUAUUGGGUCCAAGAAAGUUCGGAGAACUCUGUGGAGAAAGCUUUUGCUGAUAUGGGUACUGGGCUGGGUCGUGGUAUCUUUUUGGAUCUUCCUCUUCAUGACCUUGCAAGCUACUGAGAAGAGGAAAGAGACUCUGGCAAGCAUGUGUGAUGAAAGGGCUAGGAUGCUUCAGGAUCAGUUUAAUGUUAGUAUGAACCAUAUCCAAGCCAUGUCAAUACUCAUCUCAACCUUCCACCAUGCCAAGUCCCCUUCUGCCAUCGAUCAGAGAACAUUUGCUAGGUACACAGAGCGAACUGCUUUUGAGAGGCCCCUUACUAGUGGUGUUGCUUAUGCUGUGAGGGUGCUUCAUUCUGAAAGGGAACAAUUCGAGAAGCAACAAGGUUGGACCAUUAAGAGGAUGGAUACCCUUGAGCAGAACCCCAUUCAUGAGGAUGACUAUGCCCCUGAGGCAUUGGAGCCUUCCCCAGUUCGAGAAGAAUAUGCUCCUGUCGUUUUUGCACAGGAAACCAUUUCCCAUGUCAUUUCUGUUGAUGUGCUGUCCGGAAAGGAAGAUCGUGAAAAUGUUUUGCGUGCUAGAGAGUUAGGGAAAGGAGUUUUAACUGCUCCUUUUAGGCUGCUCAAAACAAAUCAUCUUGGAGUUAUCCUCACCUUUGCAGUUUACAACACAGAUCUUCCAUCAAAUGCAACCCCAAAUGAAAGGAUUCAAGCAACAAAUGGGUAUCUUGGUGGCGUCUUUGAUAUUGAGUCAUUGGUUGAAAAAUUACUUCAACAACUAGCUAGCAAGCAAACUGUGAUUGUUAAUGUGUAUGAUACUACUAAUCAUACCCACCCUAUUCCAAUGUAUGGUUCAAACGUAUCAGAUGAUGGAUUCUAUCAUGUUAGUUCCCUGAACUUUGGAGAUCCUUUUCGGAAGCAUGAGAUGCACUGCAGGUUCAAACAGAAACCUCCAUGGCCCUGGUUGGCAAUAGCCACAUCAAUUGGCAUCCUUGUUAUUGCGCUCCUUGUAGGUCAUAUUUUUCAUGCUACUGUGAAUCGAAUUGCUAAGGUGGAGGAUGAUUACCGUGAGAUGAUGGAACUUAAAAAACGAGCCGAGGCAGCUGAUGUUGCAAAAUCCCAGUUUCUGGCCACCGUUUCUCAUGAGAUCCGAACGCCAAUGAAUGGUGUUCUUGGAAUGUUGCACUUGCUUAUGGACACAGAUCUAGAUGUAACACAGAAAGAAUAUGUCAGAACUGCACAGGGUAGUGGAAGAGCUCUAGUGUCGCUUAUAAAUGAGGUUUUGGACCAGGCAAAGAUUGAAUCUGGUAAGCUUGAGCUUGAGGCAGUGCUAUUUGACAUACGAGCAGUUUUGGAUGAUGUGUUGUCACUAUUCUCUGAGAAAUCUCAAGAGAAGGGAGUAGAGUUGGCAGCGUAUGUCUCAGAUAAGGUUCCUGAACAGCUUGUGGGUGAUCCAGGAAGGUUUCGGCAAAUAAUUACAAAUCUCAUGGGCAAUUCAAUUAAGUUCACAGAGAAAGGGCACAUAUUUGUCACUGUCCAUCUUAUUGAGGAAGUUGUCAAUUCAAUCGAAGUUGCAACAUCAAAGAAUACCCUGAGUGGCUUUCCUGUUGCUGAUAGAUGUCAAAGUUGGAAAGGAUUCAAUUCUGUCAGUCAAGAAGGACCUCUGGGUUCUUUCUCAUCUUCCUCCUCUGAUCGCAUUACUCUCAUUGUAUCUGUUGAAGAUACAGGCGAAGGAAUUCCUCAAGAAGCCCAAUCCCGCAUCUUUACCCCAUUCAUGCAGGUUGGUCCGUCUGUCUCCAGGAAACAUGGGGGAACAGGCAUUGGGCUGAGCAUCAGCAAGUGCCUGGUUGGCCUCAUGCACGGGGAAAUUGGAUUUGUGAGCUUUCCAAAGAUUGGAUCUACUUUCACAUUUACUGCUGUCUUCACCAAUGAAUCCCCUAUUUCAACUGAGGGUCAAACUCAGCAAAUUAACAACCAACCUCACCUUGCAUCCUCAGAAUUUCAGGGCAUGACCGCACUUGUUAUAGACCCUAAACCUGUCAGAGCUAAAGUGUUGAGAUAUCACAUUAAACGGCUUGGCAUUCAUGUUGAAAUAGCUUCGGAUUUAAAUCAAGGUUUGUCUGUCAUAAGCAAUGUCGAUAUGAUCUUAGUUGAACACGAAGUCUGGGAUAGAGAUUCUGGUGUUUCAUCUCAGUUUAUCAGUAACGUGAGGAAAAUUGAUCGUAGGGUUCCUCCAAAUCUGUUCGUUCUUGUUAAUUCUAGUAGCUCUUCCAGAACAAGUUCCAUAACAUUUGGUGUCAAUAGUCCAACUGUCAUUGUAAAACCUCUGAGAGCAAGCAUGCUUGCUGCUACAUUACAGCGAGCCAUGGGUGUGGGGAACAGGGGGAAUCCUCGAAAUGGGGAGCUUCCAAGUUUGUCUCUCCGCCAUCUUUUGCGUGGGAGAAAAAUCCUUAUUGUAGACGACAAUAGUGUGAACCGAACAGUGGCAGCUGGUGCUUUAAAAAAGUAUGGAGCUGAUGUGGUCUGUGUUAACAGUGGACAAGAUGCCAUCUCUAUGCUGGAGCCGCCCCAUCAAUUUGAUGCCUGUUUUAUGGAUAUUCAAAUGCCAGAAAUGGAUGGGUUUGAAGCUACCAGGAGGAUUCGGGAGAUGGAACGUGUAAGCAGAGGAGAACUGCCUGUAAACAGAGGAGAAGUCCCUGUGGAGACCUUGGAGAAUAAUUCAAACUGCCACAUGCCCAUUUUGGCUAUGACUGCAGACGUGAUUCAGGCAACGCAUGAGGAAUGCCUAAGGUGUGGAAUGGAUGGAUAUGUUUCGAAACCAUUUGAAGCUGAGCAGCUUUAUCGGGAAGUUUCACGGUGUUUCCAAUCCACUUCAUGAGAGAAUAACAUUCAGAAAAUCAGACGAUUUGCAAUGGACGCAUUGCUGCCUGUUUUCCAGGACACUUACAAGCCUGUAAAUAGUUUCAGAAGUUUCCUGACAGUAAGUUCUCCAUUUACCCAAUGAUGGCCAAUGAAAACUAUAGUUCUCUACAUUGAAAGUUUGAUGGUUUUCUUCCACAAGAGACUGAAGAAAGCAAACUGACGGAAAGAGGGUGAAGCAAUUGAUUGUUUGUGGGAAAAAAGAGUGACAAUCCUGAACUGUGGAAUGGACUGCCCUGCAUUUUUAAUCAUCUGUUCCAUUGUCUUUUUGAUGUGCAUGAAGAUUCAUGGCUUAAAAUUUGCUUUUUCCUUCGUGGCAGGGAGUGUACAUAGGAGCCAAAGUUUGAUUGAUUGAAAUUGAGUUUGAAUUGGUGGUUGUUGUGGUAUGGAAACCUGUUGGUUCUCCCUUGUGCUUCCAUUGAGCACAAGGUCCACGGAGAAUCGAGGAAUCGGGUCGGGUGUAAAAUACCGGGGAAUACAGGUUCUGGGGGUCACAUCUUGAGCGUGUCAUAAUAAAAAAUGACAGUUCUUUUGGGGAGUCUCUGUCCUGGGAGUUCUGAUGUAUGUGUAUAUUUAUUAGCAGUGAUCAAUUAGCUUCUGAUCAACAGAGGAGUGGAAGAUUCAUGAUCAUGACUCUAUUCAGUUGCUCUUAACACAGCCGGAGUUUCCAUCCCUCGCUGUAUAUUAGUUGAGUAAAUCGACCUUUUCUGGGGUCAAUCUGUAAAUUCUCAGUUUCAAAAUCCCUCUGAAUUUGUUCUCUUGCUUUUUGACUAACAGUAUCAUUCUGAUGAGCAACAAGCUUAGGGAGAUGCCGUACAGACAACCAUCAUUAUUAUUAUGUAUAUUUCAUUUUCACGUGCCACUAGCAACGGCAUGUUGCAAACAGUUGAGGUGAAUGAAAAGCCCUUUUAACUUA